UUAUUAAACGCUACGGGAGAAAAGAGAUUUGUUGUUCGCCAUUUUGGAAAGGUCCCCUGAAAUCGGACCUAUUUGAACUAAUUGUUACAAUCUGCCGCCAUCCAUCCCUUGCACCUAAAACAAAACAUUUCUAUUCUUAUUUUUCAAAGGAACCCAUUUGGACGGACCGAGGGAGCGGACCGUUCCCUGGGUGCAGUGCUCUGUACUCAAUGAAUUCUUCUGAUCAGCAUGUCUGCAGUUUCGGGGCUAAAUGCAAAGGCGGAGAAAGGAAGGUCGAAGUAUGUUGCAUUGGAUAUAAAUAGUAUAUACAAAGGCAAGAGUUUAGAGAACCCAAAAGCGACAGUUCAACCAAAGCAUGGCUUACAAUCACUGGGGAAAGUCGGCACUGGGCGGCGUAUGCCUCCUCCUGCUAAUUUACCAAGUUUAAAAAGUGAAAAUAGUGGCAAUAAUCCUAAUAUAAGUCUUGUUCCCAGUGGAGGUCAAGGAUGGGGCAGUACCACCAAAGAGAAAAGCAAAACAGAAGAGACCAAUGGAAAUCAGCAGCAAUCACCGCAAUCGCAGCCAGCCUCUUCACUAUCACAAACUACUCAGAAAACAAGUACAACAAACACAGUUUCAACAUCUGGAGUAAACAAAACAUGGAGCAGUGUCACACAAAGCCAAGAGGAUGGUGGUCAAGAACGGAACUUCUUGGGCCAGCAGUCGCCAUUUUUUCCUCAGGAAUUCCCCAAGUUAGCUGGUGGAGAUGUACCAACAGAAGGCAACCAGAAAUCAAAUGUAGAUUCCCAAUAUGGACCAGGACCAAGUCUAAGACCACAAACCGAAGGCAGCUGGGGAAGAGGAACACUCCAGCAACAGCCACCUGCUGGAUCGGCAGGCGGCCAACAACAGAGCAGUGGCAGUGGCGUGAACGGCCCACAGACUUCUUCAGAUACCCAAUCUUUGGCCUCAAUAAGAGACCAGCGACCUUACUCGGCUCCUAGAGGUUCAUCUAUUUCGGGCAGUGGUAUUGGCAGUGUUCCUUCAGGUUCUGAACCGCCAAUGGGAUCUCUAGGUCAUGGUCCUGGAAUGGGCAGUCAGAUGGGUCCAGGCUCAGGCAUUCAUCCACCACCACAAUAUAGGGGAAUAAUGCCAUCAUUUAUGUUUGGUCGAAAUACUUAUCCAUCUGGUUACCCAUCAAAUUACCCAAAUGUUCCUCCUCCACCUCCUCAACAAAGUACACGUCCUUCAUAUCCAUAUUCAGAAAAUAGACGACAGCAACCAGUACGUCCUCUUGCUGAAGAAGAGGCGUACCAGCGACCGGCAGCUAUCAUAACUGAAAAGGCUCUCAAAGGAUUUGAUGAAAUUCUCCAAAAUGAUGCUCAAGAUACUUGGGCCACAACUCAUGGAGAAAUAGACUAUAAUGCAAAAUUAGUAUUUAGUGAUGAUGAAGAAUCUCCUACUCAGAAAAAAGACAAAAGAGAUGCUGACGAUAAGUCUUCUAAAAAUCAAAACAAUUUAAAAACUGAAAAGGAAAGGGAUCGUAAACUUGAUAGAGAAAGAACUGCUUCGGAACGUGAAGCUAGACCCUUGCGCGAUUCUGAAUGGCCACGCGAGAAUAGGUCUGAAAAGAAGAGUGACCACGAAUCUGAUUGGACUUUUGAAAGAGGAGACGGCUUUGAUAGAGAUAGAGAAAGAGAUGAAAGGUGGAAGACAUGGAAUCAACCUUCUCAGGAGAGGUCUGCUCCCAUGGGUGGCAUGGAAUUACAAAGACAGUGGCAAGCUCAGCAGCCUCCCCAGAGGCCAUUUGACUACAGGGGGCCACCUCCACAGCCUCCAGGGUCAGCAUAUGCUGCACCCCAUGGGAGAAUGGCAGCUGGUCCUGUGCCCCUUAUGCAACAUGGUAGUUAUCCUGCACCACGAGCUGCACGCCCAGGUCCUAGGUCAUCUUCUGUUGCUGAUGAAGAUGAAAUGUGGCGUCAGCGUCGAAAGCAGCAUACUGAAGAGAUGACCGUGACUGUUGAAAGAGCACGGCAGCGUCGAGCAGAAGAAGAAAAACACUAUGAACAGAGCAAACAGUCUGCUCAAGAAAAAGCUAAAUCUUUUGAAAAAUGUGAUAAAGAAAAAGAUAUGGACAUUGAUGAUGCUGACAGGUCUCGGCAUAGUAGUGAAAGUAGGGAAGAUAAACCUCCUAGUAGAGAUGGUAGGGAAAGGGAUCGUGACAGAGGAGAUCGCUCUCAGUCUAAUUACCCACAAUUCACAUUUUCACGACAAUUUCAAAAGAAUGUACCUCCACGUUUUCAAAAGCAACAAGCAGAAUAUUUGCGACAGCAAUCUCAACAACCAGUGGCUAUUCCCUCAAGUCAGAGUGGUCAGCCACAUUUCAUGCGUUCACAGUCAGUAGGACAAACUAGUCCAGGAGCUGUACCGCUAUCCUCUCCUGUUGGUAAUCCUCCACAUGGAGUGCAAUCUCAAGCACCUGUGCAAAUGCCAUUAAACUAUGAUGCUGGGUGGUCUUCUCAUCCUUCAUAUGUUAAUCAAAUGCCAGGAAUGUCUCCCCCUGUAUCUAAAGAUAAUAGACAGAGGUCUAAUAGUCAAGGUUCAGGUACAGAUAGCUAUGAAAGUGAUAGUUGUGUACCAGAUCAGAAUGCAGCUUAUGAAAGAGAAAGUAGAGAAAAUUACUGGUCACGAGAUAGGCGUCAGCCAAGUGCGGGGAGUUAUGAUAAUUGGCAUUCUCCAUCAUCUGGUGAAGGAUAUUUUGAUCAGAAAAUGGAUUCUAAGAUGUAUGAUCAAAGGCAUGACUUCAAGAAAGUAUCCGAGAAAGAAGAAAAAGAAUUUGAUUCUCAUAUACAUGAAUCGGAACGGAGAGAAAAAGAAUUUGAUAAUCAAGAUUUUAGGUACAAAGGUCGAGAUUCAUUCAAAGAAAAUAAACAUAGUGAUAGUCGUGAAUUAAAAGACAAGAGCAGCAAAUCUAGUUCAUGGUCUAAUUCUCGAGAUUAUGAAGAUAGAGUGCCAUCAGAUCCUUUUGAUGAGCCCCAUGAAACUUCUAGAGAAAAAUCUGGAAAGGAUAGGAAUGAUCGGUAUGAAAGACAAGAUAAAGAAAGAUGGGAAAAGGACAGGCCAUCACGACCAGAUAGCCGGGAUUCAAGAGCAAGUAGAGAAUCUACCAAAGACGACAGGCACACUAUUGACAGAACUGAAAUUAGUUCUCAACCAGAACGUGAUAGAAAGGGACUUACUUCUAGAGAAGAAAAGAAAGAAAAAUCUGGUACCCUGGAUUGGGGAGAGACUCCAUAUCCUGUAGAAUCUAAAAGACGUGAAUGGUAUCAUCACCCACCACCUAUAACUCCUAAGCAGUUUGAAAGUGUCAGGCCCCCAAAGAAAAACCUCACACCUCUGAGGCGAUCUAAUGCUGCUGUUACCUCAUCUUCCACACCUGACAAAAAGUUGGAACCUGUUAAGGAUGAUGUUUCCAGUAAAAAGACUGAAUUGGAUUCUAGUGUGAAAAAAGAAAAAGACGCAAAAGAAGAAAAGAAUGAAAAAAUAAAGAGUGAAAGUGCUGCUAAAGAUAUUGAAAAGACACCUGAAAAAUAUGAACAGACUCAUUUUGAAAAAAUGAAAUCAUUUAGUAAAGAAAGUUCUAAAAAAAGUGAUCUGGAUUCUUCAGAGGUUCCUAAAAAGGACAGUAUUUCUGUUAUAGAUGAUAAAGACAAACAACGUAGUGAAAAAGAAAAACAUGAACAUUCCACACGAAGUGAACAGAAUAGAGAACGCAGGCGGGAUGGAAGAGAAAGGGGUGUCAAUUCAAGAUCUAGAGGAGGAAGCUCCUUUGUUAAUAAUACUGAUCAACCUGCUGUUAUAAGUGGAGGAGGCAGUGCACGUUAUGAAAGUUCUAGAGGUCGUGGUGGUGGCAAUAGAUCUGGAGCAUACGGACGUGGACCUUCCAAUGUACAGUCCGGUGCUGCUGCUUCUACUGGUGUUGGUGCUUAUCGUGGUAAAAGAGAAUAUAGACGAUCUAAAGUGGAAAGAGGACCACGAUUUGAUCGGCAAAAAGAAAGGGAUAAAGUUAAAGAUGACAAAAAAGAUAAACAUAGUGAUGAUACGUCUUGUUCUGAAGUUGAUGAAGGCAAGUUGGGUCACUUGAGGCAGAAAGAUGAAGAUAGUGAAGUAUCUGUUGAUGAAGCUAGUGCAUCCACAACAGAAAGUGCACAAGCUGAAAAAUAUCAAAGUUCAGAGAUAGUUCCUGAAGAAGAAAAAAAUUGUAUAGGUGACCUUUCUACUGUAUCAAAGGACAAUAUUAAGAAUGAUAAAUAUAAGAAGGAGAAAAAAGAUCAUACAAAGAUAGAUUCAAAACCCUAUGAUGAUAGGCCUAAAGAAGAAAAGGGUGGUUUUGCACCAAGAGGUGAACCAUCCAGAAGAGGCCGUGGUGGUGGAAGUACUUUAUCCUUUAGAAAUUCAAGAGGUGGAACUAGAUAUGGACCUAGUAGCUAUGGCCCUCCUCCUUCUAGAGCUGGAUUUGGUGGAAAUAAACCGGAAAAACUUGAAGAGCAAAAAAUUCUAGAAGAAAGUUUUAAUGAUGAUAACCAAGGUGAUUUUAAAACAAAUGUGUCAACCAUUGAGAGUGUAAAUAGUGACUUUCCUAGGGAAUCGAAUAAAUCCCGAUCUCUAGAAAGACCACAACAAAGGAGACCUGGUCGUUAUGAACAUUUGCCACCUCGUUUUCAAAAGAGGCACGAUCGCCGAUUAGAGAAAUUCGACCAAUCAAGUCGAGGAAGAGGUCGUGGUCGAAGUAGCAUAUAUUCAGGUAGUGGUGGUCAAAUAAUAAGUAAAAUGGGUCAAGGUGGUAAAGAAAAUUUAUCUGAUGUUGCAAAUGAAGAAUGGGAAACUGCUUCAGAAAGCAGCGAUAUUGCAGAAAGACGAGACAGGCAUGACGAUAAGGAUGAUUUGCGGAAAAAAGAUCAGCGAGAUAAAGGAUCAUCUGCUUCACGAAAGAGUUUCUCCAGUCAACGACCUGUUAAUGAUAGUAAUCAGAAUCGAAGAGGUAAUGAAUCGCGCCGUGGUGGAGGCCCAAAUUCAGGUGACAGAAAUAGGCAGCGCGAUACAUAUUCUAGAGAAAAUCGCACUAGAGAUUCCGGACGAGGUCGUCAAAAUAAUAAUUUUGGAAAUGCUGGUGAAAGAAGGUCUGUUGCUAAUAAUGGGAACAAUUCACGACCAUCCAGUAGUGCUGGUCACCCUGGAAGUGUUGGGAGAAAUAACGGGAGAGGUGGAAAUCCCUCAUCAAAAACUGGUGCCUUUCAACCUAAAAACGAAGGCACUGCUGCUGUAUAUAGAGUAGAUGAAAUAAAAUUACAAGAUCCAAAUGGAGUUCAAGCUGCUCUUACUGAUCUCACAAAUAGAAGAAAUAUGAAAGCAGAAGUUUCGGUUGCAAAAGUCCCGAAGAAUGAUAAAGACAAAACUGGUGGCUUAGAGGGUUACGAUUUAAAUAACUAUGCUAGUGUUGUAAUAAUUGAUGACCAUCCUGAAGUUGGAGAAGAUCCUAACCUUUUAUGUGGUACUGAUGAUGGUUUUCAAGAAGUGACUUCAAAAAAGCGACAUAAAAUAAUGAUUGAAAGUGAAGUUAAAAAGAUGAAGAAAGAGCCUCAUACACGGAAUAAAAGUGGCUCUCGUUCGAGGCAAAGUCGCCUUCCUCCAAGGUUUGCUAAGCAGAGAGAGAGCAUUGUUAAAUCUGCAACUACUACAACUACAUGGGAUAUAAAUGUUGAUUUGUCUUCAAGGUCAUCUUGUUCUGUUAAAGACGCAUCACCAGCACCACCAUCGGUUAAUGCGUGGGAAAAGCCCAUCAAUCAUUCCCUACGUUCACAGUCUCCCGUUGUUUCUUCACAAUCAACUACAAGUAGUGGCACUAAUACUAUUGUCAGUUCUUGUACGCCAGUGGUUUCUGUAGAUGUUCAAGCACUUUCCACAACAUCCAAAUCAAGUAGCUUUGAUCGCAGUGAUCAACAUGACAGUGGUAUUGAUGUUAGUGACCAACCAGCAUCUGCAGCUUCAUCUCAACGAUCGUCUCCUAGUAAUGACUGCAAAAUAAUUACGCCAGCUAAUGGAGGAAAGAAUACAUCUACUGAAGUAUCUGAAUUAGCAAAUGGACCUGAAAUAGAUGCCUGUAAACCUAUGUGUACUGUGGUAUUUGAAAAUAAAAACUUCAAAGCAGAAAAUGCUGUGCUUGAUCAGUUCGGCGGGCAAAAUAAAAGUCAACCUUUAAAGGAUGCAGCUACGCCAUGUGAAAAUCUAGCUCUUGGAGUUAAUUCAACUGCUAAAUCCAAAGAAUCAACUCCUGAUGUUGAAGACAAAUCCCACUGUAUGCCAGUUUCUUUUUCAAAUAAUAAAGAAUCGUAUGGAAAGGGAGAAGAAACCACAGAUAUGAAAUUAGAUUUCAAUUUUGACUCCGGUUUAGAAAGACUUACAGAUGACAAGAAUACUAGAAAUCAGAAUGGCACUUCUCAUAUGCCUAACAAAUCUCUUAAUAUUUCUCGUACUAUUGAAGUGCCAAAUAGUGCAUCGCCGGUUGGCGUUCAGUCUCCUAUUUCACCAUCAACUGAUGAUUUAAAUUUAAAAAUUCAGUCUGUUAAGAAGGUAUGGGAAAAUGAUCCACCAUUACCAACUGUCUUGGAACAUCCUCAAACGGUUUCUGAAGAAAAUCCUUCACCUACAUCUUACAAUUCUUUUGCUAAUAAUGGGGACACUUCAGCUAAUGUGUAUAAUUCUUCUGUUGACUCCAGUUCCCAAAACAGAAAGGAACAAGAUGUUUCGGAAAUUUCAUUUAGGGAAAAUUCUCCACUUCAGCAAACAUGCAGUAGUUCUCCCUUGGUGAAAAGUAUGGAUCAUAAUGUUUCUUCUGUUAAGUCUCAUUUGCAGAUGGCUGCUCAGCAUAAUGUUAUAGCAGGGCCUCAUUGUCCGGCACCAUUAAGUCCUCCUUUAAUGGGCGGAUUGGAAGCAAUGACUGGAAUCAGAACAAUAGCUGGUCUUACCAGUUCUGUUCAAGUUGCCAGUAUUCCUGCUAUCCCCAGCCCACCAACUGUUUUAUUUAAUUCUUCUCAGCAGAUGGCUCAAACUGGAAUGUAUCAGCCUUUACAAAUGGAUAGUCGUCAAACCAAUGCUGCUGCUGUUGCCGCUGCUAUGGUGCAAUUUGGGCAAUCUCCACAUGGUUAUGCACCAUUAGGUACCUAUGGUCUUUCUCAUCAACCACCACCUAAUCCUCAAUUGUCUAAUGCUUAUGGUCAGCAGUCUUUGUUUGUUCAACCUCCUGCUGCGCAUCAGGGUCAAGAUAUUUAUUCGUCCAGUCAGUAUAGAGUGCAGGCGCCUUAUCCUCAGAGUCAACAUGUCUCUUCAAACCAGGUUUUGGGUGCACAGCAAAAUAUAGCAAGUUCUCAUCUUUUGGGUUCUCAGUUAGUUCAAACAAGGCCUGCAGCUGGACCGUCGCCUGCUGCUCCUCAUCUUCAGAGUCUCCAUGGUUUGCAGGCUCCCCAGACAUCUUACUUUUCUACUUCUGCACAGCCUCAAACAGCCAAUUAUUAUCAUCAACCUCCAACAACUCCUGGUUCUCCAAUGCAACAACAACCUCAGUACCCAUCUCAUCAAAGCUAUGGAUCUCAAUCUGCAUUGAAUGUUCUACCACAAACAGCAACUGUAAACCCAAAUUAUCGUAACUUUGGAGGGCAUCAGUACAAGGCUCCUAAUAAUGUGAUGAAUAACAUUGUGCCCGAUUCUGCAUCAUUACGUUCGGCGACCAGAUCACCUACAAUUGAUGUGUCUACAAAUCGCAACAUGUUUAAUGUUAGUACUGCAGUGUCUACUGCAAUAAAUUCUACUCCUGUUGUUGCUGUUCCCCCAAUGUCCACUACUGGUGUGAUUGGCAAACAUGGACAGCCUCAAGGGAGUGCUCUUCCUACUAAUCGUAUGACAGCAACUUCUGGAAAGACUUCUCAGUAUUCAGUUCCACAGUCACAGCAGGCUUAUUUUCAAUUUGGACAACAAAAGUUUAAUCACCUGCAAUCUAAUCCAAUUCGAGCUCCACAAAUGUUGUUUCCAAAUGUUGUAAGAAAUGCUCCUCAUCAACAAAUUCCAACUGUUGCUGCUGCAGCAGCAGCGUCUAAUUUACAUUACCCACCACCUAUUCAGAGACCUGGGCCUGCAACUGUUACUCAAGCUGCACCUCAGCCUCAACAAAAAAUUGGAAUUAGACCACAAGCCAGUGUGCUGGUUCCUGGAGGAAAAUUAACAUCAGCCCAGCAGGCAAAACUAAGAGCAGAAGCUGUUCAGCAAACCCACAUGUUCUUUGCUCAGUCAAAAACUGGCAAACACGAUGAAUCUGUAUCUAAUAUGCUUUCCCAAGAUAACAAGAAUAACAUUCAAGGAGGUGUGGUUCAGAAAAUGCCCUUAACCAAUGCAAAUGCCGAAGAUAGUGAAACACAGUGUCUGUCAUCUACAAGUGAUGUUCCUUCUUCCACUACUGAAACCAAGGAUGAGAAAGGAGAAAAACCAGCUGGUGAAGAAUGAACUAAUAAAUCUGAUUUAGUGGUCUUUGAUUGUUGGCCAUUUCCUGUUCCUUAAAAUGGCCUUAACUGAAUAUAAGAAAAGUUGUCAACUUUAAGGCAUAUUUAGCUGUUCCAACUUAAAAAUGGUUUAUGUAAUUCACAUUAAACUACCAUAUUGCAUGUAAUAUCUACUAUCUUUGCUGACAUGCUUGAAAAAAAAAAUGACACUUUUCUGUAUUUUUCUUCCAAAUUACCAGAGUGACUUUCCAGUUUAUCUACCAAUGUCAUAUCUAGAAACUUGUUUAUCUGAAAUGAACUGAUAGCAUUCUCCAAGUUGAUAGUUAGUCUAUAUUUCGUUGGACAGUUUGUUUUUCUAUGAAAUACCUUUAGUUUUCUCUACUGUAAGUUGUGAACAGAUCUUUUGUGUCUAACUGCCACCUGGGGGAUGACUAAUAGGUUUACAAAAAGUAUUAGUAAGAAAAUGUUGUGGCUAACCCUGUAUUUUAUAGCCUUCUGGCUGUUUGGGAUAUUCUGAUGUUGAUGGGUUAACUGAAGUUAAGAUAUUAUAUGUAUAUUAUGUGAGUGUAUGUGAAUUUUAAAUUUGGUACUACAGCAGUGGCCGGGCUAUUUGCUUGAUAUACUUACUCAAAAUAUAUUGCUUUUGGCACAAGUGAUGCAUGGAGGGAGAUGUGUAUGAAAUAGGACCUUUUAAGAAGAGGACCAAAAUGGCAAACAAAGUUUACAAACAACUUGAAAGCACUGAUAUACUACUUUCUCCUAUUAUUUUUUUUCCCCUGUGUGUGUGUGAGAGUGUUGUAAAUUAAUCAGCAUGUAGUAGUUUGGUACAGACCUGCGAUCAGAACACUAAGUGCUGAGGACAUUUAUUGCUUGCAGUCUGGUGUUUUGGUUCUUGCUAAAUAUGGGAGAAGUAACCUAAAUUUUUCAGUUUCAAUGUUUUAUUUAAUUCUUGAUUGUAUUACGGGAAGUGAUUUGUAAAUGCUUUUGUGCCCUUGUAUAGAAAGCGGGCACUCCCAUUGAAGAGGCUCGCGUUUAACUUUGCUUAAAGGCUUUUUUAAGCCAUCUGUGGGCACCCUCAGGUAGAGGUGCCUAUCUUUUUUUAUUGGGAGUUGUUUGGGGCUGCUUUAAACUAUUCAUUCACUUCCUUGUACCUCAGUUUUUAAAGUGGAGCACAGCCAAGUAUGACAGUGCUUUACUGCAGUGGUACUGUUUCUGAAUCAUAAACUGUGUAAAACCAGCUUUGUCAAAUUUCAUUCAUGUAUACAUACCACAUUGUAAGACACUGCCGGCCAAGUUGAUCUGUGGGGUUUAGUUAGAUUCAUUUUUAUUUUAAUCAUUACACAGUUGCAUGCUUUUAAUGUUGACUGUAAUGUGUAUAAUGCACCGUGCACCUGUGCUGAUUGCAGAGGUGAACGGAUAAUAAAUUUUUGAAAUAAAAGAAAAAGAUCAAACAUUUGCUUUCUCCCCAUCAGAAGACUGUUGUAUGUAGUCGACUUUUGCUGCAAUAAAGCACUGUAAAGUAUGUA
Argiope bruennichi is the source of this 10054-nucleotide messenger RNA. RefSeq names its product protein PRRC2B-like. Gene Ontology annotation, biological process: cell differentiation. Bases 229 to 8532 code for a protein of 2767 amino acids. NCBI's taxonomy places the organism in Eukaryota, Metazoa, Arthropoda, Arachnida, Araneae, Araneidae. The record is from RefSeq and is a predicted model, not a curated record. The transcript has 28 exons.